AUGUCCUGUGCAAAUCUGAUCGCGAGGGCGAAUGAAAAGUUGCCAACGCAGGAAAGAACAAGAUUUGUGACAGGUCCAGUUCGGUUGGCAUCUACAACCACUAAACCGCGCAGAGUGGAGAAGCAGGGAGUCGAUGCUGACCUCCCACUUGAGCUCUGGGUCAGCGGCAAGAAUUGCGAGGAAAACUUGGGACCGACUUCCAAGAAGUCGGAGAGGUCAUUACGCAAGCAGAGUCUUGUCUUCUGCUUCUUGGCAGAGCACGAUUGUCAGCUCCAGGCUGUUGACCUGCCAGCGAUAAACGUGCUUCGCCGUCGCAGGUGCAACUCGUUCAGCUGUAUCGAGAAGUCUCUCGCCGCAGAUCAACAGAACAACCACAGUUCCCGCCGGGAUGUCGUUGUAGGACCUGGUUGGUAUAGUUGCCGAACAAGCAAUAAACUCAGCAAGGACAGGUCGUAA
This is a messenger RNA of Fulvia fulva, 456 nucleotides long. RefSeq lists its product as uncharacterized. Lineage: Eukaryota; Fungi; Ascomycota; Dothideomycetes; Mycosphaerellales; Mycosphaerellaceae. The record is from RefSeq and is a predicted model, not a curated record. The transcript has a single exon. Bases 1 to 456 code for a protein of 151 amino acids.